AUGAACUCUUCAUCAGGAACACCAUUGGGAUCAACUGCAUUUGGUGACAGAGAAAAGGCUGCUGAAGGCCAGUGGGCAAGAGCUCAGGAUGCCGAGAAAUUAAAGGCCAUUAGAGAAAAAAUGCAAAAGGAUGCCGAGGCUGCUAAAUCCAAAGACAAGCAAUAA
Phycomyces blakesleeanus NRRL 1555(-) is the source of this 165-nucleotide messenger RNA. RefSeq lists its product as hypothetical. The transcript is spliced from 2 exons. The record is from RefSeq and is a predicted model, not a curated record. Lineage: Eukaryota; Fungi; Mucoromycota; Mucoromycetes; Mucorales; Phycomycetaceae. Bases 1 to 165 code for a protein of 54 amino acids.